AUGGCAGCGCUGCAGGAGAAGAAGUCGUGCAGCCAGCGGAUGGAGGAGUUCCAGCGCUACUGCUGGAACCCGGACACGGGCCAGAUGCUGGGCCGGACGCUGUCCCGGUGGGUGUGGAUCAGCCUGUACUACGUGGCCUUCUACGUGGUGAUGACCGGGCUCUUCGCUCUGUGCCUCUACGUGCUCAUGUGCACCAUCGACCCGUACACACCGGACUAUCAGGACCAGCUCAAGUCGCCAGGGGUGACCUUGCGGCCGGACGUCUAUGGGGAGAAAGGCCUGGACAUCUCCUACAAUGUGUCUGACAACAGGACCUGGACGGAGCUGACGCGCACCCUCCACCGCUUCCUGGCGGGCUACUCGCCGGCGUCCCAGGACGGCAACAUCGACUGCACGUCGGAGAAGUACUUCUUCCAGGAGCGCUUCCUGGCCCCGAACCACACCAAGUUCUCCUGCAAGUUCACAGCUGACAUGCUGCAGAACUGCUCCGGCUCGCCGGACCCCACCUUCGGUUUCGCAGAAGGAAAGCCGUGCUUUAUUAUUAAGAUGAACAGGAUCGUCAAGUUCCUCCCGGGCAACAGCACGGCCCCCAGGGUGGACUGCGCAUUCCUGGACGAGCACCCGCGCCAGGACGCGCCCCUGCAGGUGGCGUACUACCCGCCCAACGGCACCUUCAGCCUCCACUACUUCCCCUACUACGGGAAGAAAGCCCAGCCCCACUACAGCAACCCUUUGGUUGCCGCCAAGCUUCUCAACGUCCCCAGGAACAGGGACGUUGUCAUCGCAUGCAAGGUCCUGGCAGAGCACGUGACCUUCGACAACCCCCAUGACCCCUACGAAGGGAAGGUGGAGUUCAAGCUUAGAAUCCAGAAGUGA
Messenger RNA from Camelus dromedarius (Arabian camel), 876 nucleotides. RefSeq names its product ATPase H+/K+ transporting subunit beta (gene ATP4B). The transcript has 7 exons. Gene Ontology annotation, molecular function: ATPase activator activity. The record is from RefSeq and is a predicted model, not a curated record. The coding region runs from base 1 to 876 and encodes 291 amino acids. NCBI's taxonomy places the organism in Eukaryota, Metazoa, Chordata, Mammalia, Artiodactyla, Camelidae. Gene Ontology annotation, biological process: potassium ion import across plasma membrane; intracellular potassium ion homeostasis; sodium ion export across plasma membrane. Gene Ontology annotation, cellular component: sodium:potassium-exchanging ATPase complex.